AUGGGUAACAUGCCUGUCGUGGACGUGGGCACGAGGAAGGUUAGGGUGAAGCGCUUGCUUUCGGAGGGCGGCUACGCUCACGUGUACAAGGCGGUGGACGAAGUUAACAAGAAGGACUUCGCGCUUAAGAUGGUGCGCAUUCCGCGGUCACGUUCGGGGCAGCUGGCGAACGAAGAGGUUGCCGAGAUGGCGGUGGUUGAGCAGUCGGUGGUCCGUUCUCUGCCCAACAACCACCCCAACAUCGUCAAGUUUCACGACGCCGGCAUCAGCAAGGCCGACAACGAGAUCCGCUACUUCAUCCUCUCGGAGUACUGCCCGAGCAACGUGCUCAAGAAGAUGAGCGGGGCUGCGGACCAAGGCAGCCUCCUGCCGGAAACGGAAGUGCUGCUGAUCUUUCGAGAUACUCUCAUGGCGGUGCUGUACCUGCACAGCCGAGAUCCACCGAUCGCGCACAGAGAUUUGAAGGUGGACAACCUCCUCGUCGGGCGGGACGGCCUCAUCAAGCUCUGCGACUUCGGCAGCUGCAGCACGCAACACAAGGCCUAUCUCUCCCCGAAGGAACUCCAGCUAGCCAACGAAGACAUCCGCAGGAACACGACCGCGGCCUACCGCUCGCCGGAGCAGGUGGACCUGUUCCAGGGGCACGUUGUCAGCGAGAAGGUCGACAUCUGGGCGCUGGGGGUGAUCCUGUUCAAGCUGGCGUUCUUCCAGACCCCGUUCGAGGACAACAAGGGGAACGUGGACGCGGGGGCCAUUCUCAAGGGGCUGGGGGAUAAGAAGAUACCCCAGGAGAAGAGGUAUUCCGCUGGGCUGGUGUCGCUCAUCCGGUGCUGCCUCGUGGUGGACCCCGCUAGGAGGCCGACGAUAGGACAGGUGUUGAAGCUCUGCGAGGAGCUCAAGGUCAAGGGCUCCCUGCCGGACUGGCCAGGGCUCAACAGCCUCCCCCGAACGCCGCCCCUGUCCUCCAGCUCCCCGUUCUCCCCCCGCCCCUGGGACGCGCUCGGCGGCGACGCCUCCGGCUCGUCCGUGAACUCCAUCCCCGGGGAGGGGGCCGUCGGCGGGGGCGGGGUGGGGGCAUCGGGUGGCGGCGGCGGCGUUACGGGAGGAGGUGGUAGCGGUGGUAGCGGUGGUGGUGGUGGUGCUAUCAGUGGUCAUAGUCGUCGUGUAUCUAGGGACGUGGUGGGUGCGGACCACCGAGAAGGGCUGUCCGCUUCUUUGCGGGGGGCAGGGGCAAGAGCCGUUGGUGAGGGAGGGGGGGAUGCCGGGGUCGGAGGAGCGGGAGGGAGGAGUGCCAAUUCCAGGUCUCCAGAUAUCGGGGCGUCAUCGGAUAUCCCAAGGAACCCGGACCUCAUGAGGAACGGGUUGCCACGGCCCAACUCUCGACGAAGCGGACCCAUGGCGGGCCUGAUGGCCCCUGGUCCUAGCAGCAUCGAUGGGUCGGGCUACGGGCAGACCGGGGGCGGCGGCGGUGAGAGUGGAGGAGGCGUUCUUUCAAGCCCGCGGCGGUCGCAGAGGGUGACGCGGUCUCACACGGGGAGCGGAGACGCCAAGUGGAUGGCACGCGUGGGGGACGGGAUGCGGUCGAAGUGGUACAAGCUGUUGGGCGGCGAGACCCAGCGGAAGCGACUGUGGGUGCUCAAGACCACCUCUCAGAACUCUACCGGCCCGAAGCCCAAGUACGUCGGGAAGAUAGUGGCGGCGCUGUGGGAGAAGGAGUUGACGAUGGACAGCGUCUUCACCCUGCUGCUGGACAGGCCGCUGUCGGAGUCGCCGGUGGUUGCGAUGAAGGCGCUCAUCACUCUCAUGAAGGUCCUGCAGCAGGGACCUCCUCACGUCCUCUCCGAGUGUACCACCUACGCCCCCACAGUGGAAGACAUCGGGCAGAUGUGGGGGCCCGAUCACGUGGACACGAGCGAUUCGGCGAUCGCGGAGGGGGUUGACGCCGCCGCCACCGCCGGGGGGGACAGCUCCGGGGGGCUUGGUGGGAGCGGCUCGGGGGUUGGGGGGGGGAGUGCGGUGGACCCGGCGCUGUCGCUGCUGAUCCUGCGGUUUGCGACGAUGAUCGUGCAGAAGAUCCGAUUUCAUCAGCACCACCCGGAGUACGGGGAUUACUGGUCCCCAGAUACGGGAAACGACACCGACACCACACCCACCACGUACGACAACCCGGUGUCUGAGAGACUGCCGCAGCAGCCCAGGGACGAGGCUCGAACGCUACAGGCGUUUAUGCUGCUGACGAAGGGGGCGAAGGAUGCGGGCCCCUCGACAAGGAGUGCGCUGUUGCCCCUGAUGGCGGAGAGCUACCUCACCUACUUCGCCACGACCAGGGUUCUUCUCACUGUGUCGGACAAGUACUGCACGGGACAGUUGAGGUUGAAGGCCCGCCCCGAUCAGCUGGUGUCGCUAUCACAGAAGUACGAGACCGACCUCAAAAUCAUGAGGGAGUUGUACAAGCGGGCCGACGAGGUGGAGGAAGUCGCCAUCAUGAAGCGAACCCCCCGUCUUCCCGUGGUGAGCCCGCUGUCCGAAGGCGGGGCGAAGAAGUUCCGCGAGAUGAGCAGGAAGACCUCUAGGCAGUCGACUUUCGGGAGGGCCUCUAGCAAGAUGGAGGCGCUCAAGACCCUGCACGACGAGGAGCGAAGAUUUGUAGACAGCGAUGACGACUCGUCGAGCGACGGGGCGCCAGGGGGGGCGGGGGGGAACGGCGGCUGGGCAGGAGGGCGGGGGGCGAAGAACCUUCGCCUUGAGGUCAAAGGCGACGGCGAUGGAGACGACGGGAGCGAGUGGGGCAACUACUACAGCUGGCAGGGUCCCGACAGCCGCGCCCCGUCCUCCGGCCAGGCGAAGGACGGCACCUUCGGCGUGCGCCGCCAGAGCAACCAGUCGGAAGGGGAGGGGGGAAGGAACCUCGGGCCGUGGGCAACCGACUCUUCCGGUGCUCCCCCCGGCGGCGGCGGCGGCGGAGGAGGACAAGCGUCGUUUCCCAGCCACCCUAGCCCCUUGGCCGGAGCGGGCGAGGAGAGGACGAGCGAGACUCGCUGGAGGAAGCAGGCCAACGGCGCGAGUGCUACCGACGCCGCUGGUUCCUCCUCCAGGCGUACCGGUAGGUCCUUGUCAGCCAGGGACUUGCGGGCUGCUGCUGCCUUGGACGGCGGCGGCGGCGGCGGCGGAGGGGGUCACACCGCGUCGCCCUCGAGAAUGCCGCCAGAGAAGGGCAAGGGGGCGGGGGGGAGCAGGAGGAAGGAUGAGGUGUCGGGGAGGCGAAAAAGCUCGAACGAAGGCAACGGUGACAACGGGCACCAGGCGGCGGCGGCGGCGGCGUCAGCGGCGGCGGCGGCCCCGAUGCUCAGCGACUUCGACACGCUCACGCUGGGAGGCAGCGAACGGCCCGUUACCCCCGUCGGCGAAGAAAGCCAGACCACCUACCAACUCCCGGCAGCGGCAGCGGCGGCGGCAGCCGGCGGUGGCGAGGGCGGCAGCAAGAAGCAGUUGGCGCUUCGGAGAGAGAGGACGCACCCGCCACCCCUGCCGCCGCGCCGGGAUAACGAGGGUAGCCCUACCCACAGCGGGGUUGCCGAGAGGGGCGGCUCGCAGCAGCAGGAUCCGUCGGGAGCUGCGGCGGCGGUGUCGGGCGUGGCGCCCCCGCCGCUGCCUCCCAGGAUCACCUACGGGUGGGCCGGCGCGGCAGGGGUGGUUGCUACCUCACAACAGGUCGACCCGCCUGCCGGAGCCGCUGCGGCGAGCGGAGGCGGCGGUGGCGGGCCGGGGCGAUCAAACGCUUCUUCGCCGCCUCCUCCUGACCCUCCUUCGCUAGCAGGGGACCGCGGCGCUUCCUCUGCUAGCGCGGCGGUGACGGCAGGAGCAUCCGUCGGGGGGGGCGGGGUGGUGAGGGCCAACAGCGGCCCGGUCAGGAGGAAAGAGAGGGGCGACGGGCCGUCCUCCCCGCGAAAGAGAGCAACAGAACGGGGGGGCGGGGACGCGCCGUCGUCCUUGCUGGUGCAGCAGCAGCAGCCUUCGGCGACGGGGCCCUCUUCGCCGAGGCUGAUCAAGGGCGGCUUCGGCCCCGCCAACCCGCUGUCGUGGACGGCCAAGGAUAACGCCUCCGGCACCGGAGGCAACACCUCCUUCUCGCACACCAACACAGAGAAGAAACGGCCGGCUUCGGGCGUCGGGGCGGGAGCGGCGGGGGCAGGAGUUGAGCCCUCCGCCUCCACCGCCGCCACCGGUAGCAGCGCCUUGUCCAAGACCUCCCCGUCGCUGGUGGUUCCUGCUGCGACGGGUACGGGCGCGAGAGGGAAAAGCGCUGCUGCUGCUGCAGCAGCAGCAGCAACGGGGGGGGGGAGCGCCGUGGCGGCAGGGACAUCAGCGCAGCAAGCGGUGCCGGCUGCGGGCGCCUCGGCGGCAACAGCGGCGGGGGCGGGGGCGGGGGCAGGUGGGGGGGCGGCGAACGCUGCGGGGAGGGUUGCUGUGGCGAAGUACGAGUACGUGGCGCAGGGGCCGGAGCAGCUGAGCUUCCGAGUCGGGGACAUCGUCCAGCUUCAUACGGAGAAGAUCAACGCUAAGGGGUGGGGGCUAGGUCAGGCCAAUGGAAAGGUGGGGUGGUUCCCGGGAGACUUCGUGGAAAUGCGCCCCACACCAUCGGAGCGCAAGAGCAGGUCCUCUAGCUCGAAGACGUCGGGGGCUUCGCGGAAUCGAAGACAACAUCCUCAUCCCACCCCCGCAGCGGCGACCGGCGGGGGUGGCGGCGGCGGCGGAGCGGCGAGCUCGGCGGCUCCCCAGGGGGCGGGUGGGGCGAGCAAGGGCCCGCCACCCCCACCAUACCCUGGCCGAAAUCAGCGCGCGUCGAGAGGCCAAAGCGGCGGCACCGGUGCCGGAGGCGGAGGAGGAGGGGAAAGAAGACGCAGCUCAGCGACUUCGCAGACGGCGACGGCAGCAGCGGCGGGGGCGGGGGCGGGGGCGGGCGCGAAUAAGAUUAACCCCGAGCUGUACGAGACCUCCAACGCGUGGGGCACAGCGAGGGAGAAGGAGAGGGAGGAGGGUAUCGGCGGCAGGGAGCCGGAGCAGCUGCCGGAGCACGUGUUUGCGAUCCAGAUGGCCAAGAACCAGCCGUGGCGGGAUCGUCUGACGCCCGGGGGCAAGAUUGCGCACGACGACCUGCUAGCGUUCUUCAAGGCCUCCCGCAUGGUGCUAGACUUCGACGAGAUUGAGCUCAAGUCGGUCAUCGGCAGCGGAGCCUUCGCCACGGUGUUCAGGGGGAUCUACCGGUACCGGAUCGGCCGGCCGGGCGAGGCGGGGGGGGACAAGAAGAUUGAGGUGGCGGUGAAGAAGCUCGUUGGGGGAGGCGGGGGUCCGAUGGAGAAGACUCUCAAGGACUUCAAGACGGAGUGCGUCCUUCUGUCCCGGCUCAAGCACCGCAACAUCAUCGCCCUCGUUGGCGCCACCACCCACCCGGUCACCUGCGUGAUGCAGUACUGCAGCCGAGGGAACCUGAUGGUCCUUCUCGACGACCGAAGUGUCGAGUUGACCUUCAAGUUGAAGAAGCAGAUGAUGCUUGACGUGGCGACCGGCAUGCAGUACCUUCACAGCCAGAACCCGGUCAUCAUACACCGAGACCUGAAGAGCCUGAACGUGCUCAUCGACGAGAACUGGGUUACCAAGGUAACGGACUUUGGGCUGUCGAGGUUCAAGGCCACCUCCGUGUCGGAGAAGAUGACGGGGCAGGCGGGGACGUACCACUGGAUGGCCCCGGAGGUGAUCAACAGCCAGCACUACACCGAGAAGGCUGACGUGUUCAGCUACGGCAUCAUCUUGUGGGAGAUCUUCACGAGGGCCAUCCCCUACGGGGGGAUGCAGCCGGUCCAGGUGGUGGCGGCGGUGCUUGGGCGACGAGAACGACCACGCAUCCCUUCGCAGUGUCCGCAAGCCUUGUCGCAGCUUAUGCAGGCGUGCUGGUCGCACGACCCAGAUCAACGGCCUUGCUUCGACGACGUGGUUCCAUGGCUCGAAAGUCUUUAA
Molecule: messenger RNA, 6015 nt
Organism: Ectocarpus siliculosus
Lineage: Eukaryota; Phaeophyceae; Ectocarpales; Ectocarpaceae
Source: the annotation of a GenBank genome assembly